Molecule: messenger RNA, 8464 nt
Organism: Ruditapes philippinarum (Manila clam)
Lineage: Eukaryota; Metazoa; Mollusca; Bivalvia; Venerida; Veneridae
Exons: 10
Coding region: 93-2591 (832 amino acids)
Biological process (GO): regulation of DNA-templated transcription
Molecular function (GO): metal ion binding; DNA-binding transcription factor activity; DNA binding
Source: RefSeq, a predicted model, not a curated record
UAAAUACGGUUUCCUUAUCGGAGCGGGUGACGCAUGCGCUAUUUCAAUCUGGAAUUCCACUUCCGUGGCGGUUACUACAAAUACUGAGAUUCAUGGAAGGGGAAGACAACCAAGAUUUAGAACCCCCUUUUAAAGAGGGAAAGGGAGAUGACAGUGACACUGUCAAGAAGUUGAUUAAAUUAAUAGUCAACAAAAAGAGACCUUUGUCGCUUGGCGAAGUUAUUGAAAAUAUCGACGACGACAAGGAAACCAUUAUAGCAAUGUUUAGCAAUAAUAAAGAUAAAUUUUCUCUCUACAAGCAACCGUUUGUGGAUCUCAAAAUAAAAGUUGAGAUCUGCAAGCAGCACUGCUCGAAACAAAAAUGCUUAGGUACCUAUGGUUGCUCAAGUCUGCAUAUUUGCAAACGCAUGGUUUUAUCUGGUAGCUGUAGCUUUGGAAAUAAGUGUUCUUUUGGUCAUGACUUGAACACAAUUCAUAACAGAAAAGUUCUAGAAGAAAACUAUUUAAGUAACAUUUCGAUGCCUGGACUAAAUUAUGUUUUUACACGAGGCAUUAAUCGUAUUGUACCAGAAAUAUGUAAAUUUUAUAAUGUCGGAAAUGACAAAUGUAAACAUAAGGGACAGAAAACAGCCUGUCCAUUUUUACAUGUAUGUAAACAUUACGUUAAUGAAACUUGCAAAUUCAAAAACUGUCGAAGAAGUCAUAAGAUUCUUGACCAAGACAAUGUAGAUAUUCUUAAAAACCACGGUAUAGAUAUAGCCAGGAAAGAAAAGGACGUCCUUAGAGAACUCCGGAUGAUACUGAAGCAAAACAGACAAAAAAGCGUAUUUGAACCGGACAAUACUGAAAGCAUUAGUUUACCAGCAGAUACUAAGGUUGUUGAUCGGGUCAAAAAAGAGACUAGUGAACUUGACAUCUCGCUGUCAUCAGAUAACUCUGACGACAAUAUGAAUCCACCUUUCCAUGUUUUAAAAGUGAAACAAGAACCAACAGUCGGUGAAGAGAGUCGCAGCCCUGACAACGAUGACCCUCGAGUAUGUGUUGAUAUAUCGCCUGAUUGUGGGGCGUUCCGUUACAAGUCACAGUUAGAAACAGUUGUAAAGAAAGCUAAAAGCAAACAAGACGGACAAAUAAAACAAGUGAAUGGCCAUCUUGCAUCAGUUUCUGUUACAAAUUACAAAGGAAAUGCAACAGUUGUGGCAUUUUGUGUAGAUGGGGACGAUUAUCUGCAUCCAUUCAAUCUACACGGGUCCAACUGCGAAGAAGGUGUUUUUAAACAAAAGUGUUUGAUUGAAUCUGAUACCCCAGUGAAACUGCUUGGAGUUUCUGUUAUAAUGCCACGUGUAAAAGAAUACCAGGACAAUAUGAAUGCCAGGAAAGCGUACCUUAACAAUUGCGACGUGAUGGACACCAAGUUAUGCGAUACCAUUAAGGAUAAACAGUCUGUUUUCCUUAAAAUGAUAGUAUUUCUCGAAGACUGUGACAACAGAAGUAUCAGUGGAACAUCGUCUAUCAUCCGGAAUAAAAGCAAUACUCGUAAGCAACGUGAGAAUGAAAAAAGCGGCGAAAAAAGAGCAUUUGAGUGUACUGACAAUAGUGUAAAUGCAAAACGACGUAAAGAAUCAAGAGCAGACUCAUUAUUACAAGAUAAAAGGCUUUUUCAAAGAUUCUAUAGUCAAUCAAAUGCAUCUGCAUGGGGAAAUUUCAUUGACACAUCCGGAUACGAAGAAUCUGCUUUAAUGUGGCAAGCACAUGGGGAGGCACUGCAGUCUGUGUGCAUGAUCUGUUUUCCACUAGGAUCGGCAACUGGGUUUCGUGUUGGUUUUAACAAAAACUACAUUAUGACGGCUGCACAUGUUGUAGAACUUAUGGAGCAAACAGGGUUUCGUCGUAUCGGCAGACCGAAUCGAACAUCGCUCUCCAAUGCAAGUGUUUAUGCAGUAUUUGGGUAUUUAAAAGAAGGAGAAAUAAAAACGGAAAACAAAUUUAGCUUCACGGGAAACGUACCUUUUCGAAACGCAAAGACUGACAUAGCUGUAUUAGAGCUCUCUCAAAGUGCAUAUGGUACUCCGAUGCCACCACCCUUGUCUUACUUUCGAGCACCCGACUCUACACAGGAGUUUUUCUUCGUAGGGCAUUCUGAGGGUAAACCUUUAGGUAUAAAUAAAGUUGAUAAGAUUGUUGAUAUGAAUAGUAAAGAAACCAAGGUUAACAGAGCUUAUGUAAGGGUGAAGAGUAAAGAUCACACAAAAUGUGAUCAGCACCCACAGGGAAGAGAUUAUGAGUUCGAACCAUAUAGAACUCUUACAAACAAGCAUAGAUUUUUAUUUCAUUGUAAGUUCACUAAAGGUGCAUCAGGGUCUCCGGGUAUUGUAUGUUUAAACGAUGGUCGGAAGGUUGUUGUCACCGUGUUGCUUUGUGGAUACCCAGAGUGGUAUUACGACCCAUCAAUGGAACAUUUUAAGGCAAACUGGUCACAACAGUGUCUUUGCAUUGAACAAGGGGUAAAGCUUCAGUCUGUUUAUGAAAUCAUGAAUAAAGAAAAUGUUGAGUUAUGUACAGAGAUAUUCGGUCACGAAACAGAUGAUUAAGUAAAAAUGUAUAACUUUUUGAAAAUAUAUGAUAACAGUACAGUUUUGAUACUCUCUUGGUCUGGUCAUAGUUUUUUUGUUGUUUUGUAAAGGGUAUCGUGACUUAACUAAUAUUUUCAUCAUCAUCAUCAUCAUUUUACCUUUUUUCCAAAAUCUUCAACGCAGUCUCUUUUACAUCUGCGUUGACAUUCACAUGGUUUAAGAGAUGUAGGUACACUUUACGAUUACGGACUCGAAAACUGAUUGUCCCGUCCUCCCUUCUUGGAUGGUGUAUCUAAAACGCUUCAAAAUUUGGCAUAACAUUUUUAUUGUCAGUAUGUCGCCAACAAGCAUUUGAUAGAUGGGUUUGGUUUGGAUGGUGUUCUAUAUCUAACAUUUCAUCGGCAAUGCUAUAGUCUCUAUAUACGACUUAGUCUACCGCCCGUUCUCUGGAUCGUGUUCCAAUGCCCAGAGAUGCAGCUUCUUCUUUAUUUGGUUUUUCUGGUGUUUAACGUCCAAUAAUAAUUGCUCAUGGAGGUCUAAUGUCCAGAAAUACCACUUAUUUUUCUUGUUGUUUUGUAUUGAUGAUCAUAUCGGAUUAGAUUUUCACUGAUAUAGGGCUGUUAAUUUUUAUCAGUUGUAUUUUAACCCACAUACGUAUGUGUGCAAUAGAGUACCAUUUCAUUGUUUCAAUUAGACUUUGUCUUUUCAAAUAGAUGUAUAGUAAAAAGGCGCCAACAUAUUAAUUGUUUAUACCUUAGCCUGACGUCAAUUUUACAUCAUAAUUAUAUAAUCAGUCAAUCAGUUCAUGACAGUAUGUCAGAUCAUGUAUUAUAACAUGGGAACAGUACACCUUGUCUGUAACUAGUUUAGCCAAGUAUACUGUUGUAAGAAAUUGAUUUCGUAAUGCUGGCGGCAUUAUUUUCUGUAGUAAUAAUGAUAUAUUAUUUUUAACUAGGCUCUUAACUUGUGAACAAUACAUUUAUAAGGAGUAACUCUAACAUACUAGUUGUGUUUACAAUCGUCAUUCUGUUGUUGUUGUUUGCUCUUUUUUGUUUUUUGGCCGGGUUGCACAUGUGCAAACCUGGGUUAUAGUAUGGUGAAUGAUGGGCUAUGGGCGGGCGGGGAAAAAUUUUCGUAACAGUUUUCUCAGCAACUACUUAUCACAACCUCUUGAUAUUAAGCAUACACCAUUGACACAUUGUCCCAUGCUGUGGGAUUUGAUUUCAAAUCUGUCACUCAUCCUUGUUUCUGUUUAUCGACUUAGUUAAAUUUUCGACAUUAAUGGUCAAUGAUAGGAAAUUUUCGUAACAGUUUUUUCAACAACUACUUAUCACAGCCUCUUGAUAUUUUGCAUACAGCAUUAACACAUGAUCCCAUACUGUGGGAGUCGAUUUCAGAUCUGUCGCUCAUCCACUUCAUCUAUUUACCGACUUAGUUAAAUUUUCAACAUAAAUGGUCAAUCGUAGGAAAUUUUCGUAACAGUUUUUUCAGCAACUACUUAUCACAGCCUCGUGAUAUUUGAGAUACAGCAUUAACUAGUGGUCCCAUGUAGUGGGAUUUGAUAUCAGGUCUGUCACUCUUCCAUUUCUUGUUUACCGACUUAGUUAAAUUUUCAACAUUAAUGGUCAAUGGUAGGAAAUUUUCGUAACAGUUUUUUCAGCAACUACUUAUCACAGCCUCGUGAUAUUUGGCAUACAGCAUUAACUAGUGGUCCCAUAUAGUGGGAUUUGAUAUCAGGUCUGUCACUCUUCCAUUUCCUGUUUUCCGACUUCGUUAAAUUUUCAACAUUAAUGGUCAAAUGGAAAAUAUUUUGUAACAUCACAGCCUCAUGAUAUUUGGUAUACAAAUGCAACCCGGCCUUUUCUGUCUUUGACCCAUUUUUUAUUUAUUUUUGUUUGUUUUGUUAUGGUUUUGUUAGUGCUUAUUGUUUGUGAUUUUUGUGCCCCCACUUAAGUGGCGGGCAUUUAGAUUUACCCUUGUCCGUCCGUCCAUCCGUCCGUCCGGUCCUUCCGUCCGUCCGUUCUCUUUUGUGUCGCACUAACUCAAAAAAUAUUUGACCUAGAGUCAUGAAACUUUACAGGAAUGUUGAUCAGCAUGUGUAGUUGUGCACCUGGGUAUUUUCGUCUGGAUAGUUUUAGUAUUUUUAGAGUUAUUGCCCUUGACUUACUAAAAUUUUGCAAUUUUCAACUUGUGUCGCAUGUAACUCAAAAAGGAUUUGACAUAGAGUCAUGAAACUUUACAGGAAUAUUGAUCAGCAUGUGUAGUUGUGUACCUGGGUAUUUUCGUCUGGACUUAUUUAGUAUUUUUAGAGUUAUUGCCCUUGACUUAGAAUUUUUUUUGCAAUUUUCAACUUGUGUCGCAUGUAACUCAAAAAGAAUUUGACAUAGAGUCAUUAAACCUUACGGGAAGGUUGCUCAGCAUAUUUAGUUUUGCACCUGGGGUUUUGCUUGUGGAUUUAUUCAGUAUUGGUAGAGUUAUUUCCCUUGACUUAGUAAAAACCGUUUCAUUAUGUUGUUAUUUGUUCCUUGAGUGCUUGAGUUAGAAUCGACCAACUUUACAGGAAUAAUGAUCAACAUCACUAAAUUACAGGAAUAAUGAUUCACAUCACUGUGAAGCUUAGAAUUAACCUGGGACUUUGCAUGUGGAUUUUUUCAGAUUUGUUAGAGUUAUUGCCCUUGACUUACAGCAGUAUAAAUUUACAAUUUUCAACUUGUUCAUGCAUAGCUCAAAAAGUAUUUCACUUGUAGGCCUGAAAGUUUACAAGAAUGUUGGUCAGCAUGUGUACUUAUGCAGCUUGGGGUUUGCUUGUGGAUUUAUUCAGUAUUUGUAAAGUUCUUGCCCUUUACUUAGUAAAAGAUUUUUAGUUUUCAAAAAAUAUUUGACCUAGAGUCAUAAGAUUGACAGAACAGUGGCGCGGUGGGGGCACCCGUGUCCUAUGGACACAUUUCUAGUUAUCACUAUUUCAUUGUGUUUUUUUUUCUAUCAGGUAUUCAAAACACAGUGUAAUCUUAACAGAGUACAAUGUAUGUCUAUUAGUUAUUUUUGUAGUAUUUUGUCAAUAUAACAUUUACAUCACUCCUAUUCUGGUUUAAAACAUUUAUAUUUGAGUUUGUGAAAUAUUUUGUGCUACUUACUGAAUUUAAUCAUUCCAUACAUUAACCUUUUAUAAAAUGCUGCCUUCAAAUGCUAGUUCCGACUAAACCAUCAUUCAAGUAUAAAAUUGAUCUCUUUUUACACUAUUUUAUGUAAUAUAAAUAUCAUAAAUGUUUAUACUAUGCAAGCAAGAUGUGGCUAAUAUAUCAAUAUGUUUUAUUAUUUUAUUCUGAGACUGUUUUGAACAGUUUUAAAGAAAUAUUCUGUGUAUAUAUCUUGUCGUAGGUCUAAUACUAUAUUUAUUAUAAUUUAAAGAAUUAGCCGAAUAUUUACUUAAAAUUUUUGAGUUUGUGAUUUUGUAUGUUCUGUAUAUGAGUUGAGAAAUGAAGUGUUUGCAUGUGAGAAUAUGUUAAUCAAUGUACUAUAUCUUUUGAAUAUGAACGAGUUACAAAAUAAUAUAAUUAACCUAAUGUUGCAUUGAUUUACUUGAUGUGUAAAUAUAAGUUGUUCCUUUAUAUUCUACAAAUUGUUUUGUAUACUUAAAUAUAUUUUCUGAUUGUGUUGACUGUGUACAAAUUGUUUGAAAUGUUAUUUCUAGUUUAUCUGGGCCCAUCCCAUCGAUUUUCCUUAUUCUAUUUCUUGUAUUCGAAUUGCGAGUGCUUAGUAGACAAAAAGUCGGUAGAAUGGAAAUAAAACAAUUUAUCACAUACCCGUGCCGCUUUUGCGACUCCGUAAAAGUGGAAUUGCACGGCCGUGCAUACUUUUUGACAUGACGUCAUUUGCGUUAUACAAACAGAGUGUAAAGACACGCUAAAUGUAAGCGUUACACUGUAGGCUUGUCAAUGAAAGUGAUUCUGUUUCACUUUAAGAGCAGUCUUUUAUCUGGGUAUGUGAUAAACAGAAUAUUAUAUUCGUGUAGAUUUAUUACUGAAUUUUUGAACUCGUUGAUUAACUUAAUAUUAAACCCGUCAGAAGCUCGCAUAAUAUCGUUUUAUUGUGUUGCCUCUACGAAGUAGUGGCGACAUAUAGGGAUCACUUCUCCGUCGUAUGUCUGUCCGUCUGUCUGUCUGUCCGUACAAACCAGAGCUACAUAAUGGGGUUUGGUCUAUUGUUCUCAUAACAAUAGAUGUCUUUGAUGUCAUUCAUUCCGUUUCUCUUGUGGGGUUAUUUUCUUCAUUGUGGGGUUAAAAAGAACAAAAGAAAUAACAAAAGAAAACCCCAUAAUGUAGCUCUGGUAAGAACCUCCGUCUGUCCGUCCGUCACAAAAAGUUUGUCCGGACUACUUCUCUUAUACAACUAAUGCAAUUUCAAUGAAACUUUACAGGAUUGAUCUGUAGCUUAAGUCCUUGCGCAUAUUGCACGGGUUUUUCGGUUGAAUGAUUUUUGGCCGAGUUAUGGCCCUUUGAUAAAUAGGUGUUUUUUUCUGUGUGUUGCCAGAUACACAAAAGCUUGUCCGGACUACUCCUCAUGAACUACUGAUGCAAUUCCAUCCAAACUUUACAGAAAUGAUCAGUACCAAGUCUAGUUGUGCAUAUUGUCAGCAUUUUCCGGUUCAAUGAUUUUUGUCAGAGUUAUGGCCCUUUAAUAAUUUUUAUUUUUAAAGUUUGUCCGGACUACUUCUCUUAUACCACUAAUGCAAUUUCAAUGAAACUUUACAGGAUUGAUCUGUUGCUCAAGUCCUUGUGUUGCCAGAUACACAAAAGCUUGUCCGGACUACUCCUCAUAAACUACUGGUGCAAUUUUAUCCAAACUUUACAGGAAUGAUCAGUACCAAGUCUUGUUGCGCACUGUCCGUCUGUCACAAAACUUGUCUCAACAUGAAAUUGGCCAUCAUGAGGCGACACAUGUUAUCACUGAUCGCUCUUGUUUAAAGGGAGAGCGGUGUGUCAUAUUAAUACCUAUGCCGAUCGAGUUUAAAUUGUUUAUAUACUAAUUUCCUUGCGGUUCCUUUAGGGUUUUCAUGUUGUUGUUGUUUUUUUCGGACACUGGCACUCUUAAGUGUCCGCAAUAAUACGAAAUUGCGUUAUUAUUCGAACCUGAUAUUUUAAUAAAACCACCAGAUUUUGAUUUUUCUGGUCCAUUCCUUUAUUAAAUUAUGACAUGUACUGUAUUUUAAAACCUUUCAUAACUUUUAGCUGCCAUGUUUUCUAUGAUAGUAUGUAUCAUCCAGUUUAAGAACGAAUGAACUUCUUUUUCUUAAUUAUUAUUUUUCUAAGAAUUUUGAUUUUUAUCAAAAGUUUUCUGCAUCUCUUUAUCUUAAAGAUAAAGUACACUUUUAAAAUCUAUCAAAACCAUUUUUAUUUUAGUGUUUUAUAAAUUUUGGAUCAACAAUUUCUGAUAUUGAAAUGUGUCGUUUCGUAUACAUGUAAUUCUUUCUUUAUUUUUAUUUAUAUCCAUUAUUCAACCUUUGAUGACAGUAAUUUAUUUAUAUUUCUUUUCUAUAUAUCAUUUAAUUAUGUAUAUAUUCUGUUUUUUUCCAUUAAAAUCGUCAUUCUAUAACAAGUAUUAUGAAUUGUUGGUCCGUUAUUGAAAUUUGGAUUAUUUACUAGUUAUUAAAUGUAAAAAAGCAGCUUUUAAAUUAGAAAAAUGUAGACAUAGAAAGACGUGCUCGGAUAAAUUGACAAAAUAGAUCUACUAUUACUAUAGUUGUAAUUAAAAUCAUAUUUUCAUGCCAAAUGUCAAAGUUUAGAAUAAAAGCCAAAUUUGCUGACUAUGCAUAACGAAUUGGUUUUACAAAUAAAGAAAUGAAUUGACAUAAGAUUUUUAUCAUGGAAUCAAUAAAAUUAUCUUCACUAUAA